This is a messenger RNA of Pristis pectinata (smalltooth sawfish), 5640 nucleotides long. RefSeq names its product protocadherin-20-like. Gene Ontology annotation, cellular component: plasma membrane. The record is from RefSeq and is a predicted model, not a curated record. The transcript has 2 exons. The coding region runs from base 87 to 2720 and encodes 877 amino acids. Lineage: Eukaryota; Metazoa; Chordata; Chondrichthyes; Rhinopristiformes; Pristidae. Gene Ontology annotation, biological process: homophilic cell-cell adhesion. Gene Ontology annotation, molecular function: calcium ion binding.
CUACACUGCAGCAUUGACACUUUCAGACACUGCUGAAGCAAGCACACUGUUCCUUAUUAGCAGACUAAAUUCUAUUAGUUGGAACUAUGGACCUUAAAAGUACCUUCUGUGUGGAUUUUACAGGAUCUGUGCUUAAGAAAUGUAUCUGCGUUCUUUUAAUGUUGUUCUGCCACAAAAUACCAAGCUACCUGUCUACAGAAUUUGAAUAUAAAGUGCAAGAGAAUGAGGAUGAAGGAGUAUUCAUUGGAAAUAUAGCCAAUGAUUUAGUUUCCACAUUGGAUAUGGAAUGUGAUUCACUGGCUUAUAAAUUCAUGAAAGAAGUGGAAUAUGUCAUGCUGAAGAAUGAGAGUGGGGAGAUGUAUACAACAAAGCAGAGAAUCGACAGGGAAACAUUAUGCCCAGUUGAGUUCCACGGUAGUCCUUGUACCCAGGAAGUCAAUGUGGUCAUUCUAUGUGCCAAUCAGUACCUGCAAAUGGUGAAGGUUAAGAUAGUCAUUCUGGAUGUCAAUGAUAAUGCACCACAUUUUGAAGAAGAACUGAUGGAACUCUCCAUUCCAGAGGAUGCAGCUGUAGGCACGUCUUUCGGAAUAGAUUACUUUGCCACCGACAAUGAUGCCGGGAUAAAUAGCAUUCAGAAUUAUUACCUUGACAGCAGCCAAAACGUAUUUGGUUUGAGAGAUGGUGAAACACCCUCCAUUGUUGUCCUGCAGUCAUUAGAUAGGGAGAUAAAGAAUCUAUACAAGAUGAAAAUUAUAGCAGUGGAUGGUGGCACUCCUCCCUUAUCUGGAUCAGCCACACUUCUGAUCAACAUUCAAGACAUUAAUGACAACUGCCCUGCUUUUAAUGUGUCAGAGUUUGUAGUUCAGAUCCCUGAAAACAUGUCUUCUAAUAGCAUGGUGAUGCAGCUUCAUGCUGUUGAUGCAGAUUUAGGACCCAAUGCUGAAAUCACCUAUUCCUAUGGUAAUCGUGUGCAGGAUGCAUCCAAGAAACUAUUUAACUUAGACAGUGCCACUGGGCUUAUCACAUUUUCUGGAAGUAGAAGUCCAGAGACACAUCCUGAACAUAAACUCACUAUUUUAGCCAAUGGUCCAGGAUGUGCCCCAGUCAUAGUUCAAGUUACAGUGAUCAUCAUUCACAGUAGCAAGUAUAAACCAAAGCUAGAAAUCAGCUACAUCGCUAACCAGGCAGAUGGUGUGAUUUUCCUUAAGGAAACAGCACCUGCAAACACACCAAUUGCUCUAUUAGAGGUGACUGACCCUGACCAUUAUUUAAAAGGUUCACUCUACAUCAUUGGCAAUGUUCCCUUCUAUCUAAAACCCUAUGAAAGGUCAGGAAAUAAACAUUUGGUUGUCACAUCAGACCAGCUAGAUUAUGAGCUUGAGAACCAGUAUGAAAUCAUCGUUAAGGCUGAAGAUCCCCAUAACGUUCAUCAACUAGCAAUCCAUGUUCAGAUUACUGAUGAAAAUGACAACUCUCCCCAAUUUCAUCAAAGUUCCUUUGAAACCUCAGUUGAAGAAAACAAUGCACCAGGAGCUUUAUUGCUGAAGAUUUUUGCAACAGAUGCAGACAGUGGUCAAAAUGGAAAAGUGGCCUACCUUCUGGGAUCUGACGCUCCAAACAUAUUUUCAAUUGAACGGUUUACUGGGAUUUUAACUGUGUCUACCACUUUGGACAGAGAGAAAGAGAAAUUGUACACGUUUACCGUUUCUGCUAUUGACCAUGGAACCCCACCUAGAAGGAAGAGUACAACUGUAAUCAUUCACGUCUUAGACCAAAAUGAUAACACGCCUUCUUUCCUCACUAAUGACUAUACAUUCUUUAUACCAGAAAACUUCCCGAGUCAUGGCGAAAUUGGAGUUAUUAAUGUAACAGAUUUAGAUGCAGGUCUCAAUGGACACGUUAUUGUAUCUAUCUUGAAUGGCAGUAAUAAUUUUUUAAUGGACAACAGCAGAGGAACUUUACGCUGCAAUUCUUCAGUGGACAGAGAGAAAAAUACCAUGCAUGUGUUUUGGGUUGAGGCUGUUGACGGUGGACAACCAUCUCUCUCUGCAACAGCAAAAAUAACAGUGUUCGUCCUGGAUAUAAAUGAUAAUCCCCCCAUUGUAUUGCUUCCUCAGUCAAAUGCAUCCUGGCUUCUUGUGCCCCCUAACACACCCCAAGGAGCCUCUGUGGCUGAGAUUUAUGCUGUUGACUAUGACACUGGUAUUAAUGCUGUCAUGACAUAUAAUAUCAUUGGGAGAAAUGGUCCUGCCCCUCACAUAUUUGGAAUUAAUACAGCAACAGGAAAUAUUACAUUGCAGGAAAAAUUGUUGCACAAAGACUAUGGCUUGUAUCAACUUCUGGUUAAAGUCAGCGACCUUGGGCAACCGCAACCACUCCACUCCACGAUAAUGGUUAAUCUGUUUGUCAAUGAGACUGUGAGCAAUAAAAGUUACUUGGAGGCUUUGUUACACAGCCAAACUGUUUUCACAGAAGAGAAACAGACAGAACCAAAUCCAUGCCCCUUAUUUCAGACAUUGGACUUUCCCUGUUCACCUCCUGUUAUUCCCAUUGCAGUCGCAAUGAUAGUUGUCUCUGUUAUUUUCCUUACCAUUGCUCUUUAUAUGCUUCUGAGCAUAAGAAAGAAAAGCAAAAGGAAAGAACUUUACAAAGAUGCCCAAAUACCAUUAAAAAUAAACCUUGACUACUACACGAAAGACUGGAAUGAUGCACAAUUGUAAUGCUGAUUAGCUUGUUAUAAAAAGAACACAGGACGGAUCGCAAUAAGAACAUAACCAAUGGCUAUUUAGAAUGAAUAGAAAUCAACCAUGUCAAGAACAGUUUUUAUUUUUCAGAAACAAAUAUAUAUAUUUUUAACCUUUUCUCAAUCAAGUUGCGUGAUAACAAACAUUUCACACACGUUGAAUAAAUACUAGUGAGAAUUUUGGCAGAAGAUAUGCACACUGAUAAGAUGUUGAAAGAUAAGAAUUGAAAAGAUCUGAAAAUAAAACCUCUAGUUGUAUAGUAUUAGUAAAAAGGGAAUGGGGAAUUCAACACAAGAGUGUACAAUCAGUGUAGACUGUUGAAAAAUGCAAUUAAUUAGCCUGAUUGUGAAAUAUAAACAGACCAUGGGAGUAAAGCUUCUGAUAGUAUUCAACUUUUCAUUCAUUCUUGAUACCAAAAGAAAAUGAUCUAUUCUUUAAAAAAUCUUAAAUUACAUAACAUUGCUAUUUUUGCAUUAAUUUCAGUUCACUCAGGAGCAGUUGAAUUUUUAGCAAUUUGAAAUUUCAGAUUAAAAUUCAAAGGAUGAAAUCUGGUUUCCAAUAUUUGAGUUGUUCAUUAUACCUCCAAACUGGAACAAAGGGAGAAAAUUUGAAAUGCAAGGCUUGGCUCUACCUCACAAGGACAGCUGUUGCUUCGCAUUCCAACUGACUGACUCGAAGCAUCAGUGAAGGGCUUGGGCCGGGGCUACUGGCUGGCCUCCCAGACACAGUACAUUGUGACAGUGAUUACAGUAGACCUCAGGUUUGAGAUUCCCAAGAAGUGCAUCAAUAAGGAUCAGAGGAGAAAUUUAACCCCUUAAAAAGAAUGGACUUGGGAAUUCUGGAAGUUUUUUUUAAAAUCAACAUGUGCCCAUCUCUCUACAUAUAUCUCUUCCUACAUUCAGGUUGCAAGAGCAAUGAUGGACACAGAUAAGUGCAUCAGGACCAUUAUAUAGCAAGCUGCCUACAGAGGCGGAUGCGUAGAGACCUGUAUACACUAUGGAUUCAAUACAAGUAAACUUUAUAAGGAACUACAUGCAAUGGGUAUACAGGUUCCUACAUACUCAUCCCAUUUGGAAGCUUGCAGCAGAUUAGUCCCAUUCAUGCAACCUUGUCCAGAUGUAGAGUAUAAACAGGUUCCUUACAAUUAACAAGAUCACACCUGUACCCCUCUCACUCCACUCAGUGCUGUAAGAAGUAGGUCCCCUCAUACUCACCUGGGUCAGCUCCUCAUUGCAUGUAGGUCCCUGAAAAUUGAUCUGUAUUAAAUGUACAGUAUAUACAGGUCCCUACACACUCACCCAUGUUGGCAGCUCACCAGGGACAGAACUUCACACUCUUAUCUGUGUCAGACCCUACAUAAGGUUGAGUCUGCAGGAACCCAUGUUGAAUACACUAUUUAUAAUCAGUCCCUGUACAUUCAGCUGUGUCAGUCUUUCCCCAGGGGUGAACACUGGCCUUUUGUUCCAGAUAUUUGUAGAUAUUUAAACAGCUAUAGGUCCCUUAGUUUUCAAAUCCAUUCUGGUAGUGCAAUGGCACUGGGAUUGUGUAGACAUGCACUGGUCUUCUGACUCUUCAAUAAAAAUCCUGCUAGGAACUCAGUUUCUACAUCGAAUGACCACAAAAGCAAGCAAGCAAAUCAUUGAGGUGAGCUUGGGUUAUGGAAUUUCAUAUCUGUAACAUGCAAGGAAGAAUUCAGCCCAGAAGAAUUCUUUGCUUCAUGACAUCAAUGCAAAAACACCAACAUAAAAGAUGAUUUGAAUCACAUUGAGCCUUUGUUAUGGUCAGUCUUUACUCUUAUGUAAAAUGAAUACAUUGUUCCUGGUGGACACAAACAAACAUUGAGUUGGUUGUGCAUUAGCAUGCUUCAUCACACCACCAGCCACAUCAUGCCAAAGACCAGCAUUUUAGGAAUCUAGUUUAAGCAGCACAGUAACCAAGCUGCCUUUACACUCAAGAAGAAAACUUUUGGUUCAAAGCAUAAUAUAAAUGCAUUCUCAAAUAUUAAACAAGUUUUAGAGCAAACCAUAUCAUUUGGAGAAGGAUGCAACCUUUUCAGCAAAAUCAAGUCUAUAUCAAGAAGUCUUCUGAGCAAUCGAGAUCAAGGCGAGUUUUUGAUUGUUAUAUUCCACAAACCAGGAGGGAAUUUGCAUAACAACCUGGCUACGAGAAACAUCUCAAUCAAACCAGAGAUACGAAUAUUUCUGUAAGUGUUCCUGUAUCUUCCAACAACUCUCAUCCUGAAAGGUAGUCCAGUGGAAGGCAAUGAACAAAUAUCUGUGUUUUAGUAAGGUUAUGACUAGUUUUUGUUCAGCCAACAAUAAUUAAAUGUUAAUGUUUCCUCAGCUUUAAUGUUAUAUAUGAGACACCCCUGACUUGACAAUUCUUUGAUAGCCAAGAGAUGAAUCAUCAAGUUCCUGCUGUCAUAGAUAUUCUAAAAUAUGGAGUGAGAAAGAAUGACAAUUACAAUUAUAAUGCUAGCUUUUCAUGAAUUUUAUUCUCAAGUGCCUUCUGGAAUGUGUAAUUUCAGGACAGUUGGUACCAUUUCGAAUAUUAAGAACACUAAAAGUAGCAAUUCCUGAAUAAUGGCUGGGCAAAGAAUGGGCUGGGUCCAUGAGAAUUUAUUUCUACACAUCACAAUAGUCAAGUAUUUACUUGUAUUUACUAAGUAGCCACUCUAUUAUCAGCAAGAAAGUAAGAAGUUUAACUCCAUAAUAGUGUACCAUAAAAAAAAUCUGAACUUCCAUUUUCUUGGUUGGAUAUACUAAGGGAAAAAUGAUUUCAGUGUUUGUGUUUUGGGAUAUGCAUUAUAGAGAAUUAUAAAGUUUGUAAAUUUCUGCACAUAUUUUGCAUGAAAUAUGAUUUAUGUUCUGUAUUGAAUAAAUUUUCUGCUGUUCUA